This is a messenger RNA of Acanthocheilonema viteae, 828 nucleotides long. The record is from the annotation of a GenBank genome assembly. NCBI's taxonomy places the organism in Eukaryota, Metazoa, Nematoda, Chromadorea, Rhabditida, Onchocercidae.
AUGCAAGUGUUAUCAUCAAUAGUGCAAUUGAGCCGAUUUUUACAGCACAAAACGUUGUUCAUCGAUCCUCGUUUCAUAUCAAAAAUGCAAGAUGUUUACACAGAUUUAAUUGGUGAUAAUCAAUUAUCUAUUGGUGAGGAAAAUCUUGACGAUAUCUUGGAGCCCAAUACCGUGAUGAUGGCAUUCUUUGACCAUGAUGGGCUUGAUAUCGUAGUAGGUCCAGCAAACUGGACAACAUUCGUGUGGACUUUACGGCGUAGUAGAUUUAUCAGUUGUAGGAAAGAUUCUGCAAUUCGAUUUCGCAAAACCUAUCAUCAAUUCUUCAGCGAAAAACCUAAAAUUCCAAAUGAAAUCAUAUUGACACUUCAAAGAUUCCGCAAUUGGGCUAUCGAGCGUGGUAUGAUACCGAUGCUCUAUGCGGGCACCUUGCUUGGUUGGUAUCGAGAAUGUGGUAUUAUACCGCAUACACACGAUAUCGAUUUUGCGAUCUUCAUCGAGGAACAUUAUGAUGCAUUUCCAGAUGAUAUUAUGAACAGUUCGUUUAUGGAGCUUAGUCUACGAUUUAACAAAAGGAAAAUAUUCCAAUGGAUAUUUUCUUCAUAUAUCAUAAUCAAAAUAAUUCCUGGAUUGGUGGUUUAUCCAGUUCGAUCAAAUAUAGGCAAGUUUAUUUAUCCGUUGAUAAAUCGGACUUGUGGAACUGAUCUCCUUGGUUAUUUGAUGUAUGUACCGUGCAAUGCAUUAAAUAUUAUUGUGUAUGAAAAAGAAAAAACCGAUAAAGAAAGCAUCGAUACAAAACGUGUAACAACGCAAAGUACUUGGACACUAUAA